Messenger RNA from Acipenser ruthenus (sterlet), 1738 nucleotides. It is a transcript of the gene ttc29, whose product is annotated as tetratricopeptide repeat domain 29. The transcript has 11 exons. The record is from RefSeq and is a predicted model, not a curated record. The coding region runs from base 236 to 1591 and encodes 451 amino acids. NCBI's taxonomy places the organism in Eukaryota, Metazoa, Chordata, Actinopteri, Acipenseriformes, Acipenseridae. Gene Ontology annotation, molecular function: protein binding.
GUUAAGCAGACGAAUGAAUGGGCUCUUCCGGAAUGUUGCUAUAGAGACGGCGUCUGAUCUACAAACCUGCUUGAAAACAACGCGGGGUGAAAAAAACAGAAAGAAAAUUAAUUAAAUAAAUGCAUUUGCAAGCAAACUUUUAUCAGGCGUAAACUUUAUAACCAUAUUAACCGCAAAGGUUGUAAUGUGCUGACUGCUGGAAACUUUUUCCGCUGAAACCAAAACAAGUCUUAAAAUGAGUACUUUGCCUGCUAUGCCACAACAUGUGGGGUUCCUUCCCAGUAUAACUUCACAAACAUCCAACCCAUCCCCUGCCCAGCAGCAGCAGCUUCCUAAUUCUAGAUCCUGGAUUCACAAAAAGGAUAAAGAUAUUGGACCAUCACAUGGCUUAGGAGAAAAACCCAAGCAUCCAGAGCUUUCCAAACUAGAAAUCGCAGUUUACAAGAAUUCACACAAACACAACAUCUGUGUAAACAUGCUGCGUGAGGGUUAUCACAAGUCCUUCUCUGAGCUUUUUGCUCUGAUCCAGAAGUGGAACACCUCAAGGGAGGCUGCAGGGCCUGGGUCAGCCAUAUGGCAGGAGGAGCCCCUUGAGAAGCAGCCUGAUAAGCUGGAUCAGCUUCAGCACUUCCUGACCAGGGCCGAGGCUGCCCAGAGAGCAGGCCGUUAUGAGGAGAUGUAUACAAACCAGCUUUCACUGGCCAAUUAUUUCAACAAUUCAGGUGACAAAUGGCUUUCUCAUCACUUCUUUGAAUCAUGUCUCCACACUUCCAAACUGGUCAAAGACGGUGGACAAAAAGAAGCAGAAGCACAUUCAAACAUGGGCAAGGUCUACAUGGAACAAGGUCAGCUGGAGAAAGCAGCCGAACAUUAUGAAGUAUUCCAUCAUCUGACACUGGGGCUGGCAUGGAAGGAUAAGGCAGGGCGCACUCACAACUCAUGGGGCUGUGAGAGUCUCUGGAGGAUUUACACAUUACUCGCAGACAAAAUGCUUGAAAAUAAAAAACACGAGCAGGCCAUCAAAACUCUAAUAAAAGCCUUUGAAAUGGCAAAAGAAGUGGGUGACAAAAAAAUAGAAGGCGAAGCGGCAUAUUGUGUUGGACUGGCCUAUCACAGAUGCGGAGAUCCAGAAACAGCUACUACUUAUCUGAAUAUGUUUAUGGAAAUCUCCACGGCUCUGGGUGAUAGCAAUGGUCUAGGAAAAGCCUUCGAAGCUAUGGCCAAAGCCCUUGAAAGUCAGGGUAAAAUAACUGAAUCUGUUAAGUAUCUGGAAAAGUUUAUUCAGGUGGCAAAGAGCAGUGACCAGAGUCGCAGUUUGCAAGAUGCAUGUAUGUGCCUCGGAGUCAUUUAUAAUAAUAGGGGUCAAUAUGACAAAGGCUGCAAGUAUUUUGAGAUGGCUUCUACAAUCGCCAUGAAUUUAGGAGAUCUGCAGCUGCUGGAGAAAGCACAAGUUUACAUCGGCAUUGGCAAGGCACACCAGAUGACCGCAUUUAGCCGUCACAUCGAAGCUACUGGACAUGUCAACAUGGAGAGGGUGCUGGCAUGGAAGAAUAGUCGAAAUGACAUGUUCAACGAUCCAAGUGCAGUCUAAAGAAAAAACAGACUAAGGAGAAACUGAAGGAUCAACUACAGAUGAUAGAAAAAGAAGAAACUCCCGUGAGCACCUCAUUAGCUGCAAAAGAUCAGAAAGAAUCAGAUAAAUAAACUUCUGUCAGUCACUGUGAUUGUAUUCUAUACC